Molecule: messenger RNA, 1509 nt
Organism: Abrus precatorius (Indian licorice)
Lineage: Eukaryota; Viridiplantae; Streptophyta; Magnoliopsida; Fabales; Fabaceae
Product: aldehyde dehydrogenase family 2 member C4-like
Exons: 9
Coding region: 1-1509 (502 amino acids)
Molecular function (GO): aldehyde dehydrogenase (NAD+) activity
Source: RefSeq, a predicted model, not a curated record
AUGGAAAAUCUCAACAAUGGCAACAGCCACAUAGACCCUUUUGUCAAGAUUCCAACACUCAAGUUUACUAAGCUUUUCAUCAAUGGAGAAUUCGUAGAUUCUGUUUCAGGAAAAACGUUUGAGACAGUUGAUCCAAGAACAGAGGAAGUGAUGGCUGAAAUAGCAGAGGCUACCGAAGAAGAUGUUGAUAUUGCUGUGAAGGCCGCACGUGAGGCAUUUGAUUUUGGUCCAUGGCCACGCAUGACCGGUGCAGAGAGAGCAAAGAUUAUGUUGAAGUGGGCAGAGCUAAUUGAACAGAACAUUGAAGAAAUAGCAGCAUUGGAUACCAUUGAUGGAGGAAAGUUAUAUAGUUGGUGUAAGGCUGUGGACAUUCCUGAAGCAUGCAACAUCCUACGUUACUAUGCUGGCGCUGCUGAUAAAAUUCAUGGACAAGUGUUCAAAACAUCACGGGACCUCCACUUGUAUACACUCAUGGAACCUAUUGGUGUUGUUGGACACAUUAUCCCUUGGAAUUUCCCUACCAUCAUGUUCUUCACCAAGUCUAGCCCUGCCUUGGCUGCUGGCUGCACCAUGAUCAUCAAGCCUUCUGAGCAAACACCUCUCUCUGCACUCUUCUGUGCUCAUCUUGCUAAGUUGGCUGGUAUCCCAGAUGGGGUGAUCAAUGUACUAACCGGAUUUGGCUCAACUGGAGCUGCAAUAAGCUCACAUAUGGACAUUGAUGCGGUCAGUUUCACUGGUUCAACAGAAACAGGUCGAAAAAUAAUGCAGGCAGCGGCAAUGAGCAAUUUGAAACCUGUUUCACUUGAAUUAGGAGGCAAAUCGCCAGUUUUAAUUUUUGAUGAUGCUGAUGUUGACAAGGCUGUUGAACUUGCACUCUUUGGCAUCCUAUUAAACAAGGGAGAAAUGUGUGUUGCAUUUUCCAGAGUUUUCGUCCAGGAAGGGAUUUAUGAUGAAUUUGAGAAGAAGGUAGUGGAGAAAGCAAAAACUUGGGUUGUGGGGGACCCUUUUGAUCCUCAAGUUCAACAAGGACCUCAAACUAGCAAGGCACAAUAUGAUAAAAUUCUUUCCUAUAUUGAGCAAGGAAAUAGAGAAGGAGCCACAUUAUUGACUGGGGGUAAGCCUGUGGGCAACAAGGGAUACUACAUUGAGCCUACUAUUUUUGCCAAUGUUAAGGAGGACAUGAUAAUAGCACAAGAUGAAAUAUUUGGACCUGUAAUGGCACUUUCUAAGUUCAAGACCAUUGAGGAAGCAAUUAGUAAAGCCAAUAGCACCAAAUACGGCCUAGCAGCAGGGAUUGUGACCAAGAACUUGGAUAUUGCUAACACUGUCUCAAGGUCCAUCCGUGCAGGCAUCAUAUGGAUCAACUGCUUCUUUGCCUUUGAUAUUGAUUGCCCUUUUGGAGGCUAUAAAAUGAGUGGAUUUGGAAGAGAUUAUGGAUUGGAAGCACUUCACAAGUUUCUUCAAGUCAAAUCUGUUGCAACUCCUAUUUACAAUUCUCCUUGGCUUUGA